Molecule: messenger RNA, 687 nt
Organism: Rotaria sp. Silwood2
Lineage: Eukaryota; Metazoa; Rotifera; Eurotatoria; Philodinida; Philodinidae
Source: the annotation of a GenBank genome assembly
AUGUAUAUCACAACACAUCUAAUUCUCAUCUUGGCUCUACUAACAACUGUUGUUCGAUGUCCAGGUGGUAGUGAUAGCAGUAGAAGCAACAGUAGUUCAAGAAGUCGUAAAGAACCAUGUCGUACUCGUGAAUGUGAUCUACAAGAUAGUAUUUCUGCCGUUAUUGGUGCACUGGUCGGAGUGGGCGUACUAACAUGUUGGAUUGUGUCUUGCUAUCGUCGAUGCACACGUGGCAGACCAUCACAAGUAAAUACAGAUUUUAUCCGUGAAUAUAAUCUAGGAAAUCGCAACUACGAAAGAGAUCCUUUGGAGACAGGGAUCUGGUCUUUUCGAUAUUAUCAAUAUGGCAAGUGGCAUGGACCUUAUCGAUUACCACUCUCGUUCGAUCGUUAUUUAGGCAAAGUGACUGGUGAAGGAACAGAUGACGUCGGUAGUUUUAUUUUCGAUGGUAUUUUUUCUUUGGAAAAUCUUCGACUGGCUCUAACGCAGAAAUACGUAGAAGGAACAGGUGAUCCAAACGAGAAUCUUGGUCAUAUAUCGACUAUACAAUUAACUUGGAAUUCGAAAAAUAAUCAAUUUGAAGGUAAAUGGUAUGUUCGAACGUCUAAGUAUAGUGGAGAAGGCGAAUUCGAGCUGAAAGUCGAAGAAACUUCAGCAUCUUUGUUACAAGCAUUUAAUGAAUGCUGA